Messenger RNA from Sorex araneus (European shrew), 1563 nucleotides. RefSeq names its product chromosome 6 C4orf3 homolog (gene ARLN). The record is from RefSeq and is a predicted model, not a curated record. NCBI's taxonomy places the organism in Eukaryota, Metazoa, Chordata, Mammalia, Eulipotyphla, Soricidae. Bases 57 to 269 code for a protein of 70 amino acids. The transcript is spliced from 2 exons.
CGGCGGCGGCGGCGGCUGUGGCUGCGGCGGGAGUGGCGGGCGGCCGCGGCGGCGGGAUGCAGGCGCGCGCGGCGGCCGAGAACGGGCGGGACGCCGUGCGGGAGCGGCGCGGCGCGGGGGACGCCGCCGGGGGGCCGCAGCAGAACCACGACGCGCGGCCGCGCGCCGGGGCGCCGCCGUGCCCGAAGCACUCGUACUGGCUGGAUCUGUGGCUCUUCAUCCUCUUCGACCUGGCGCUGUUCCUCUUGGUGUAUUUCCUGCCCUCGUGAGCCCCCCGCGGGCGCCGCCGGAGGGGCGAGGAGCGCGAGUGGUUUGCCUGCUACCUAAAUUAAGAAGUUGCCUUCUGGAGUAGAUUCUGAAAAUGAGGCUACAAACUUCAACAUAGAAGACAAACAAGAUUGUAAAACAAGUUCAGACUUCUGAAGGACUUUUCAUUUUCUAUAACGUUACUCAUUUGGGGACUGUAUUGAAUGGCUAAUGAUCUUAUUUAUAGCUAACUUACUAAAACUGGACUGUGACUUAUAUUUAAAACUUCUUCACACACUUGAUGGCUUUACUGAAUAUAAAACCAUAAAGGUUUAGUUAUCUUUAAGAAAAGCAGUUAAUAAAGUAACAUUGCAAGUGUAAAACAAAAUGGAAAAUCCAUAUUUACCUCAAGUGAAAGCUAAUACGGGGAGGGGGAGAAAAAUAACAUUUUCAGGGUGGGCCAGUGUUCUAUCAUGCACAGAUGGUAAAAUAAUAAAGGGGAGAAUUCUGAGUUAAAACAAGCAGUCUCCAGUGUAAGUCCCAUUCUUUUACAGUUGCCAGGUGGGUAAGAUCUGAAGGCAGCACCUAAUACCCAGUGUGGAGAGCUAGAUUGUCCUUUGACACUUCCUCUCCUUCCCUUUAAACUCUUGAAUUUGCUAAAAUAGGUUGUUUCAAGCCUAUUAUUAUGGUUGCAUUAAGAAUGUUUGCAAGCGUAACAGGCAUUUUUGUCUGUAACUCGAAUACUGCAGCGAAGUAGCAUAUUUAUUCCUUCAGCAGCUAUUUGCACAUUACGGGUCCAUGACAGCAGGGAACAGAACAGACUGAAACCAUUCCUUCAUUGAGCUGACGUUAGUUAGUAUGAACUUACAUCCUAGGACUUAAUCAUUUUCAGUCAGAGGUUGCACUCCCAAAUCUAAUGCUUCUACCCUGUGAGAAGGUACUCCUGUUUUAUAAUAGCUACUCUUUAUAGAUCAGAAUUGGACUCACUGAAAUUGGUGCCAUUGGACAUAAAUAAGGUGUCUAAAUUAUUUUGGGGAUAAUCCCUCCCUUGGAAAAGGGCACGGGCAUGGUAAACAGUACAUCCUCUGCCUUUGAGGAAUGGCAUUUAGGAUUAGAAUGAAAUCUUAGGGACUGAUUUAAGAUUAUUUUAUUUGUCUAAUGCCAACUACAAGAUUAAUGAUACCCCUUAGGGUGUUGCCUCUCUCUUUAGAUAACCAGUUAUACAAAAAUUGAAUCAAAUAGAGAAACAACUGAAAUUUCAUUGAGAAUAUCAGAUUGUAUACACUUUGUCUAAUAAAUGUUUGUUAUAGAGCUUAA